This is a messenger RNA of Camelina sativa (false flax), 1799 nucleotides long. The record is from RefSeq and is a predicted model, not a curated record. Lineage: Eukaryota; Viridiplantae; Streptophyta; Magnoliopsida; Brassicales; Brassicaceae.
AUGAACAAUGGGAAUUUCACACCCAACAGUACGUACGACUCAAAUCUCCGACAAAUACUCUCUUAUCUUCCUUCCAACGUCACCGCUGGAGACGGCUUGUUCUACAGCGGUUCCAUCGGGAAAGAACCAAACCGUGUCUUCGCAAGAGGGAUGUGUAUCCCAGGAUCAACUCCAGAUGACUGUUCUGAUUGUAUCAAGAAAGCUUCUGAUGGUUUGUUACGGAGUUGUGGUAACCAGACAGGCGCGUUUACAUGGCCAGGUGAUCCCAUACUUUGCCAUGUGCGCUACUCUAGUACUUUUUUCGACGACAUAUCCACAGAGCUGUACCCGCGCAAGGUUAUUAACAACACUGGAGAUAUCAACUCAAAUAUUCAAAAAGAGUUCACGGCGAUAUGGGAAGGUUUAAUGGGUCGUAUGAUUAUUACAACCUCCAAUGCAAAAAGCACACCAUCGUCUAGUAGUAGCUAUUACACAGCUGAUGUUGCAGCCUUGACACCUUCCCAGAAUAUCUACGCAUUAAUGCAAUGCACGCCAGAUCUUACAUCUCAUUCUCGUGAUUUAAUCAUCAUCGUCAUCUUCGUACUGCUUGCUCGACGAUAUGUUGGACUUUGCUGGAGGAGAAAGAAAACAUAUCAAGAAUUCGAUUUUGAUCAUUCUGGUAUUACAACUGUAGAAUCCCUGAAGUUCGAUUUUAAAACAGUUAAAGUUGCAACCAAAAAAUUUAGUGACAAGCUAGGUCAAGGAGGAUUCGGCGAAGUUUUCAAGGGUACGUUACCUAAUGGAAUAGAAGUUGCAGUGAAGAGGCUAUCCAAAGCAUCAGCACAGGGUGAAGAAGAGUUCAAAAACGAGGUUCUUGUUGUUGCAAAACUCCAGCAUAGAAAUCUUGUUAGGCUUUUUGGGUUUUGUCUUGAAGGAGAAGAGAAGAUACUUGUUUACGAGUUUGUCCCCAACAAGAGCCUCGAUUACUUCCUCUUUGACCCUACAAACAAUGAGAAAUUAGACUGGAGAAAACGGUACAACAUUAUCGAGGGAAUUGCUCGAGGAAUUCUAUAUCUUCAUCAAGAUUCACGGCUCACAAUUAUACACCGUGAUCUCAAGGCCAGCAACAUUCUCUUAGAUGCUGAUAUGAACCCAAAAAUUGCUGAUUUUGGAAUGGCUAGAAUUUUUGGGAUGGAUCAAAGUGGGGCUAAUACAAACAAAAUAGUUGGGACACGUGGUUACAUGCCCCCAGAAUAUGUAAUGCAAGGCUUAUUCUCAAUGAAAUCUGAUGUCUAUAGUUUUGGAGUCUUAGUUCUUGAGAUUAUAUGUGGUCAAAAUAACAGAUUCUUCCAGCAGUCAGACACUACAACUGAGAAUUUCGUCACAUACGCUUGGAGGUUGUGGAAAAGCAAGUCGCCAUUAGAGCUCGUAGAUUCAAGCAUUUCGUGUCAAAACAAAGAAGUGACAAGAUGCAUCCACAUCGCGCUCCUAUGUGUUCAGAAAGAUCCAAAAGAUCGUCCCACCUUGUCAGAAAUCCUGUUGAUGCUCACAAGCGAUACCAUCGAUUUACCCGAUCCUCAACCACCUGGAUUCUUCUUUUCAAAUAGACGCAACCAAUUACGAGAGGGCCUCGAGUCUAGCCAAUGUUUCUCUAGUGAAAUAACAUUGGAAAGAGUUUGACAUUAGUUCCAUUGAAACAGUAAAGUGUAUGAGUUGAGAUAUAUACUUCAUCAAACGGUAAUGUGUUUACAACAUUAAUAGCUCCUCUGUAAAUGACAUUUUACUAUUUGUGUUUAUGGGUCUAGAAAAUUUGAUCAAUA